AUGCAGCACAGCUUUGUGAACUUCCUUGUAGAGAGCUACGGCAGCGUUGAGGCCAAGAAGCUCUUAGAGGCCUCCCACAACAUCCUCGGCUCGCACGACGACGAGGGUCUGGGUGCGCUCUUCAGCAGCUCCCAGGGCGGAGCCAUGUCGUCCGGCUUCGGUGAAGGCUCCAAGAUCUUCGGUCUCAAGCAUGUGGCUGGCCCAGAGUGGCAGAGUGGCAGGGAUGCCAAGCAGAACAAGGCACAUCAACAUACUGUCUUGCGACCGCAUGGCCUGCUUCUGUCCGGUGCACAGGAGAAGGUGGAUGUGUGGCUCACUGAGCAGCUUAAGUUCACGCGCGACCAGUUGGACAAAAAGUCGCGGCAGUGCGAGCAACUGGAUGCGGAGCUUCGGCGCCUCAAGGAGCAACAAAGACAGUUUGUGCGACCAGAGGAGUUAGAAGCUCUGCGGGACUCGCACCGACAGGAGCUCGAGCGGCUUUCGCAAGAGCUUGCCAGCGAGCGGGACCUUCACCAGGAGGCCUCGAGGUUGCUGCAAGGUCAGCGGGAGCAGCGGGAUGCGAAGGUGCAGAUGCUCCAAGAGGAGCUUCGCAACCUCAGCGACGGUUUGGCACAGAAGGAGGAGGACAUUCUCAACAUCCAGUUCAGCAUGGUCGAACUCCAGAAUCGCUGCAGUGACCAGGGCGCCCUGGUCGUGGAGAACGCGGACGCCUUCCAGAAGGCUUCAGAGGAGCUGGCGGAGAAGGAGGAGGCCCUGGAGCAAGCAAUCCAGAGGCAGCAGGAGCUUCGCCAGCAGAUGAGCGCCGCAUCGACACAGCUCCAGGGACAGGUCCGGCAGCUCUCAGAAGAGCUGGAGCACAGCCAGGCUGCGAAGUCCACGGCGCAGGCGGCCGUAAACAGGCUGCAGGAGGAGAACGCUGCCCUUGCAUCACAGGUCCAGCAGGUGACUAGUGAGCUGGAGUCUGCACGCGAGAAGCUGCGGGAGCAGGAGGCCGCUGCGGAGCGCAGGCAAUCCCAGCUGGAAGAUGAGAUCCAGGGCCUAGUGCAGCUCGUCUCGAAGUCGCAGGGCCAGGCGCAGGCGCAGGACAGCUGGCCGAGCCCCACAUUCGCACUGGAUGGCAGAGGGCGCUGCGACUUGGAGGAUCAGCAUAGUGCUGACCAUGGGGCCGGAGGUGCCGGGCCGAGCUUCUGCGAGCCAACGCCCUUGGUGCCCUCGGUGCUCAUCGCUGCAGAGAUUGACCUGGGUGCUGCCGGUGGGCGCGCCACCCUGACGGUUUCUCCGUGGCAGACCAGCUCCGACUACAACUCGGUGGUCAAGGAGUUCUUGGCCCACCACCGGGUCAAGCCCAUCUUCGAGCAAGCCGUCGUGCUUUACCUGGAGGCCCGGCGACUGACGUGUGCUGGACAAGUCAGAUCUGGAGAGGAGUGCCACGACCUUCCCUCUGCUUGUGAAGGCAGGCUUGCCUCUGCCGUCAUGUGCCGUCAUAUGCUCGCAGCAGUGACCCUUGAUCCUGCGACCGCCUGUGCAGGCCUCGUUAGCGGACAUUUACAGCCGAUACGGCUGAGAUGGACUGAGGCGGCUGCAAGGUGCUGUGAACUCUACGCCCUUUACCACCGCAAGAACCCCUCACUUUCGCAUACCUCAUGCAGCGCCUGUCAUCUCCCGCCGAAAUUUGUGAGUGCUAAUUAUUUGGACCUUGUAUGUGCAGCCUGCCGGAAGUGUGGCGCCGCACUCAACGAGGGCGUGCCCCGGGUGCAGAGUGGAAAUAUGUGGGAAUCACUGCCCCCCAUGGUCGCAGACGUCAAUAUGAGUACACAGAAGUUGGCAAACAAGUUCGUUUUCGGAUGCCGAGCUUUUCAACUCUGCAUCCUUGGCUUUUGGGGACUCCAUGGGACUCCGAAGACGGCUCACAGCGCCUCUUUCAAAUCGGCCUGCUGCUGUGAGUCUAUCGGAUCUAUCGCUUUUCAGGAGAGCCUCCAAGGAGGGCUCCUGCUGGUGGCUGCUCGUGGCUGCGUGGCUGGCGACGUGGCUAGAGCUAGUGUCCCCUUAGUGCCCUUCGCGGCGUCGUUUCGCGGUGCUGCGCAACGCUGCCUCAGGCUGAGCCAGUCGAUGUACGGCAGCCUUCCACGGUGCGUCUCAGCACUCAGAGCACUCGCCGGUGCCAAAGAGUGGCAACAUGCCACCGAGCUGCUGCAGGAGAUGCGCAUGCACAGCCCACUGCCGGAUGCUACCGCGGUGAACGCAACCAUCGGCGCCUGCUCCCGCGCCGCAGCCUGGCCCCAGGCCCUGCAACUGCUCGCGGAGAGCAGUGAUGCGAAUUCCGCGAACGUCAUCACUUUCAAUGCCACAGUCACGGCGUGUGCCCGGGGACGACAGUGGCAGGUGGGUUUGACUGUCGUACAGGACAUGUUGCGCAGCGGUAUCCAGCCCAGCCCAUCGACGUGGGGAGCUGCCGCAGCUGCCUGUGAGCGAGGCUCCCACUGGGCUGGGGCGUUGCAGGUGCUCGACGACAGCCGGACGCACGCGAUCGAGCCGCACGUGAUCACUCUCAGCGCUGUGAUCAAAGCAUGUGGUGCUGCCUUGCGUUGGGCCUUAAGUCUUUCGCUCCUGCACGAAGGGCAAAUGAGUGGCAUUGACUUGGAUGUCAUCACCUUCAACUGCGCACUCGGGGCGUGUGCCCGCAGUGCCAGGUGGCAGGAGGCGCAGUCUCUGCUGGGCGAGAUGGAGAGAAUUCAUUGCCUGCCUGAUGCAGUCAGCCACAAGCUGGUUGAUGCUUGUGUGGUGGACGGUUCAGCAACGUCAGCAAGCCAUGCUGAGGUAUCCGGCUCCAGCAGACCGCAGGCCGUGUAUCGGAGGAGCGUGUCACAAGACAAACGAGCUUUGGAUGGAAGGGUGUACGGGCACGAGCCUGUACUUUGCAGGGCAGUGGUGGAAGCCUUGCUCAGCUCCAAAACGGAUGCAGAGCACCUGGUUGACACCACCUUUGGCCGCGGCGGCCACUCGAGGGCCUUACUUCGCCAUCUCCCGAGAACUUCGAAGGUGUUUGCCUUCGAUGUGGAUCCAAGCGCGGUAGCAGAGGCGGAGCGCGUGGCCUCCACAGACCCGCGGCUCAUGCCCAGGCAUGCAGCCUUCAGCAGCCUUGACGAGGUGUUGCCUCCCGAUCUCCUUCUCCGGGGCGUCCUCGCGGACCUUGGUGUGUCCUCGACGCAGCUUGAUCGAAAGCACCGGGGCUUCUCGCCCAUCGAGGAUGGCCCGCUGGAUUUGCGCAUGAAUCCGGACUUCGGCCUCCCGGCCUCUCAGUGGCUGGACACCGUGUCGCCAGAAGAGCUGGCGUGGGUGCUGCGAGAGUAUGGCGAGGACCGCGAUCCACUCCUUGCUGCCCGACUGGCCGAGGCCAUUUGCGCCCGACGCCCUUUGCAAAGCACGUCGGAGCUCGCUGAGGUCGUGGCUGAAGUCAAGGCAAAGACCCUUGGCAAGAACCCCUUCGAGCAGCCAGCGAGGCUGACUUUCCAGGCAAUUCGAUCCCACCUCAACAAGGAGUUUUCGGAGCUCCGCGCUUUGCUCGCAGCCAUUGCGCCCCGCCUGGCUGUGGGUGGACGGGCCGUGCUCAUCUGCUUCAAGUCGAAGGAGGUCUCCACGGUGCGCAACUGGCUCCGUCAACAUGAGGAGCCGAGCCGCGACAUGGUGGCAGGCUGGCCGGAGGAGCAGUUGCUGUCCCUUUAUCCACUCCUCCAACGCACCUUCGAGGAGCAACCCUGGUGCAUCAGGGAGGCAGAGCGGCCGCUGAAGCCAGAACCCGCGGAGGUUCAGGCGAACACUCGUGCCCGCAAUGCUCGCGCUCUGGUGCUUGAGAAGUGUCCCCGAUCAUUUUCGCACUUGUAG
Molecule: messenger RNA, 3882 nt
Organism: Symbiodinium natans
Lineage: Eukaryota; Dinophyceae; Suessiales; Symbiodiniaceae
Source: the annotation of a GenBank genome assembly